Molecule: messenger RNA, 1532 nt
Organism: Talaromyces stipitatus ATCC 10500
Lineage: Eukaryota; Fungi; Ascomycota; Eurotiomycetes; Eurotiales; Trichocomaceae
Product: 26S proteasome regulatory subunit S5A
Exons: 4
Coding region: 181-1005 (274 amino acids)
Biological process (GO): proteasome-mediated ubiquitin-dependent protein catabolic process
Cellular component (GO): cytosol; proteasome regulatory particle, base subcomplex; nucleus
Molecular function (GO): polyubiquitin modification-dependent protein binding
Source: RefSeq, a predicted model, not a curated record
ACCAUCUCAACCAAAUCCAUCGCCAGAGCUUUGUUUUUAGACUUAUUCCGAGCUACUUCUUCAUUCUCUUCUGCAAGUCAAUUAGAGAGCAUCACGUCAACCCUUGCCCUGUCUCUAUUCGCCUCUUAUCUGCCCUCUCUGAGCUACAACCAGAGCUUCUAGCUCGGACCCGCUGUCAAAAUGGUUUUGGAAGCGACGAUGGUUAUUGUCGAUAAUAGCGAGCCUAGCAGAAAUGGUGACUACACUGCUACACGAUGGCAAGCGCAGAUCGACGCCGUUGGCGUUAUUGUCAAUGCAAAGAUUCGGGCGAAUCCCCAGUCUGCUGUCGGUCUCAUGAGUAUGGGUGGUAACGGACCAGAAGUUCUUUCGACUUUCACCGACGAUUUCGGCAAGAUCUUAUCAGGACUGCACCGAACCAAGAUUCACGGAAAAGCACAUCUCGCAUCUAGUAUACAGGUCGCCGGGUUAGCUCUAAAGCACCGUUCGGAGAAAGCCCAAAGGCAACGAAUAAUCGUCUUCUCGUGUGCUCCCGUAACGGAAGACGAAAAGACGCUUAUCAAAUUAGCCAAGCGAAUGAAGAAGAACAACGUAUCUAUCGAUGUCGUGGCAUUCGGGGAUCUGGAUUCAGACACGACUAAGAAAUUAGAAGCAUUCGUCGAAAACGUCAAGGGAGGUGACGGUUCGCACUUAGCUAUUAUCCCUCCCGGCCCGAAUCUACUCAGCGAGGAGCUCCAGGUUACUCCUAUCAUGGGCGGCGAACCCGGUGCGGGUGUCGGUGGUGGAGACGAAGGUGGUGAUGGAUUCGGAUUCGAGGACGCCGCGGAGAACGAUCCCGAGCUCGCUUUUGCCCUGCGAUUGUCGCUGGAGGAGGAGAAGAACAGACAGGAGAAGGAAAGGCGAGAACGUGAAGAACAGGAAGGUAAAUCUUCGUUGGAGAAUAUUCCCGAAGAGUCCAAAGACGGGGGCGAGUCAUCCAAAGAUAAUGAUAAGAUGGACACAGCGUAGGUUUGUUCUUACGGAGACGCAGUACGCAUUCGUCAGCUGCAUGUCUUAGGACUUACUGAGCGUUAUUAGUCCUAGCACACAUGAAUGUAACCUUAGAUAGUAUACAUCGAUGAGAUUUCCUCCUCACGGCAUGCGCCGAUGUCAGAAUUUAUGUAUUAUUCUCUAAAUGGGGACGUUUUAUAACAUGUUAUGCUCUCCCCCGUAGCCACGUGCCCAAAUGCCGAUCAAAAGCCUCACAUCGCACCGGCAUCUCCAACUGGUAAAACGGAUUCUUCAUCACAUAAUCUGCAUAUAAUUCGUAUACUUUUUUCAUGACUGUGUCAAUAUUGGUCAUUAAUGGAUCCGUGAAAAGGAGAAAUUUCGUGCCCGUCUGAGUCUGGAAGCAGGUCAAGCGAAAGCGAUCGGUUUCAAGGACCUCGAUUCCAGAUUUCGGUUGGCCGGGUUCUGGUAGUGACCAGCUCGAGGAUACGUUGGGUGCGGUAGGCGUUGAUGAUGAGGUUGUGGUAUUGGUCGUGGGUAUUCGGGGG